UGCGCGGAGUUGGGAGUCCCGGGUCGGUGUGAUCCGUGCUGUGUCUGCAAGUGAUUAUCGCCCUUAGCCAUCACGGUUUGCUGGCGAGAGGAUGUCACCGGGAGCCGGCCCGGCCCCGGAGCCCGAUGUCACCUGGGCAGCGGCAUUCCUGCGCUUUGUUAAUUUGGUGAAGUACGAGAACCUGGUGGCCGGCGUCAGCGGCGGAGUGGUGUCGACCCUGGUACUGCACCCGCUGGACCUCGUCAAGAUCAGGUUCGCAGUGAGUGAUGGCUUGCAGGUAAGACCUAAAUACAAUGGAAUUCUACAUUGCAUCAAAAGCAUCUGGAAGGCUGAUGGAAUUCAAGGGCUCUAUCAAGGAGUAACCCCCAAUGUCUGGGGCGCAGGAUUGUCUUGGGGAUUAUAUUUCUUUUUUUAUAAUGCUAUCAAGGCUUACAAGCAGGAUGGUUCUUCAACACAGCUUAGUGCUACUCAGCACCUCAUCUCAGCUGCUGAAGCUGGUGCAAUGACUCUUUGCAUUACAAAUCCAAUUUGGGUGACAAAGACACGAUUGGUUCUGCAGUACGAAGCAGCUGUUGAUCCAUCAAAGAGAGUGUACAAAGGCAUGUUUCAUGCCCUUUUCAAAAUAUAUCAGAAUGAAGGUAUUCAUGGACUUUACAAGGGAUUUGUACCUGGGCUUUUUGGUACAUCGCACGGUGCUCUCCAGUUCAUGGCUUAUGAGGAGCUGAAGAAAGAAUACAAUAAUUACAAGAAUCGGGCAGCAAGUGCAAAACUAAAUACCUUAGAAUACAUAACGAUGGCAGCAAUGUCCAAAGUAUUUGCUGUAUCAGCAACAUAUCCAUAUCAAGUGAUACGUGCUAGGCUGCAGGAUCAACAUACCCAGUACUCAGGGACAAUGAGUGCCAUAUGGAGAACGUUCAGGAAUGAAGGCAUUCACGGAUUUUACAAAGGAAUCGUUCCAAAUGUGGUCAAAGUGACACCUGCAUGCUGCAUUACAUUUGUAGUGUAUGAAAACGUUUCACAGUUUUUAUUUGGUUUGCGACAAUCGUGAACCAUAGUUUAUUGUCAGAAUUUGAAACAAAGUUUUAUUAUUUACUAAAGUCAGCAGGCACAAGGAAAACAUAAGGUGCUUUCUAAUUACUACUUGCAGCAUUCCUGGUUGCAACAGUGAUGUUUCAGCACCACGAUUAAAAUAAUAUUUAUUUAACUGAAUGAAUCUGUAAAGCUUGCAGAUAAAUUAUAAGUGCAAUUCUAAUUUUUUAAAGAUUAUAUGUUAACUCAAGGAUAAGAUGUGUAAUAUUUCAUAAUUGUCCUUGUAUCAAUGUGUUGACACUAUAAUCAACAAGAAAUCAUUAUCAAAUAUUAAGCAGUGUCAAGCUGAAUUGCUUUUAAAAAUGAUUUGUAUUCCUGCAAUCUUUUGUAAUAAAUUACAUUUGGUUAUGGGUUGUUACUUCGGAUAUAAGAGUUUUAUUCUAAUGUAAUUUAAUAAGUAGAGUUACUUAUGACUUAACAGGAAAUAUUGAGCUUUAGGAACAUUUAUAAGGUAACAUGUAAAUUUACUUUCAUGAUGUCACUAAAUCUACUUAGUGCUUUGAAGCUUGUAGGUAGGAGAACAGAAUAAAGACCUUAUUUUUUUAAGA
Molecule: messenger RNA, 1637 nt
Organism: Mobula hypostoma (lesser devil ray)
Lineage: Eukaryota; Metazoa; Chordata; Chondrichthyes; Myliobatiformes; Myliobatidae
Product: solute carrier family 25 member 32-like
Exons: 7
Coding region: 92-1048 (318 amino acids)
Biological process (GO): folate import into mitochondrion; nucleotide transport
Cellular component (GO): mitochondrion
Molecular function (GO): folic acid transmembrane transporter activity; FAD transmembrane transporter activity
Source: RefSeq, a predicted model, not a curated record